Meira miltonrushii is the source of this 1765-nucleotide messenger RNA. RefSeq names its product homocysteine synthase. The record is from RefSeq and is a predicted model, not a curated record. NCBI's taxonomy places the organism in Eukaryota, Fungi, Basidiomycota, Exobasidiomycetes, Exobasidiales, Brachybasidiaceae. Gene Ontology annotation, molecular function: transferase activity, transferring alkyl or aryl (other than methyl) groups; pyridoxal phosphate binding. Bases 303 to 1652 code for a protein of 449 amino acids. The transcript has a single exon. Gene Ontology annotation, biological process: transsulfuration.
GUAUCUCCGACUUUUCUUAAUGGGAAGCGAAGCCAUGCUCGCCUGACCUUUUUCUUUUCUUCAUUAGAGCGGCAUUUCGUGAUUGUCAUGAUGAGCACGUUUGCAACAACAGUGACAGAAAUAAAAGAAGGUUAAUUAGACUAUUGUUGAACGGAAGAACACUGUUAGUAUGCAUAGAUACAACCCGUACACAAGAAUAUAAAGAAAUCUAGUAGCUCUUCAUCAUCCUACCUUCAUAACCAUAACCAUCUUUCUUUGCUUCUGCUUGUUUCAGAUCGCAAAUUGUAUCUCUGUCUUUCAUAAUGGCUUCUAACUUUGAUACCCUUCAAUUGCACGCUGGUCAAGAACCUGAUCCAGGAAGCAAUGCUCGUGCCGUUCCAAUCGUCGCUUCAACUUCUUUCGUUUUCAACAACAGUGAACAUGGUGCUAACCUUUUCGGUCUUAAGGAAUUUGGUAACAUCUACUCACGUUUGAUGAACCCAACCAACGAUGUCUUUGAAAAGCGUGUUGCUGCUUUGGAAGGUGGUGUUGCAGCUGUUGCAGCAAGUUCAGGUCAAUCCGCUCAAGCCUUGGCUUUAUUGUCUUUGGCAGCCGCUGGUGAUAACAUCGUUUCCACAUCAUACCUUUACGGUGGUACUUACAAUCAAUUGAAGGUUCUUUUCCCACGCUUCGGUAUCACCACAAAAUUCGUCAAAGGUGACAAGCCUCAAGACUUUGCACAAGCAAUCGAUUCUCGCACAAAGGCUAUUUACAUCGAAAGUAUUGGAAAUCCACGAUACAACGUCCCAGACUUUGAAGCAAUCGCUAAAGUUGCUCAUGAUAACGGAAUUCCCCUUGUAGUUGAUAACACUUUCGGUGCAGGUGGUUAUCUCAUUCGUCCAAUUGACCACGGAGCAGAUAUUGUGGUCCAUAGUGCAACCAAAUGGAUUGGUGGUCAUGGUACCACAAUCGCAGGUGUCGUUGUCGAUGCCGGUAAAUUCGAUUGGAAGGCAAGCGGAAAGUUCCCACAAUUCACCGAACCAUCUGAAGGAUAUCACGGUUUGAAAUUCUGGGACACAUUCAAGAACAUCACAUUCGCCAUUUACGUUCGUGUUGUUCUUUUGCGUGAUUUGGGACCAGCAUUGAACCCAUUCGGUUCAUUCUUGUUGCUUCAAGGUUUGGAAACUUUGAGCUUGCGUGUUCAACGUCAUGUCGAUAACGCUUUGGCAGUCGCUAAGCACCUUGAAGCACAUCCUCGUGUUUCAUGGGUCAGUUACCCCGGUUUGGAAUCUCAUCCAAGUCAUGCUUUGGCAAAGAAGUACCUCAAGAACGGAUUUGGUGGUGUUUUGAGCUUUGGUAUCAAGGGAGACGCAAAGGCUGGAUCUGCAUUUGUUGAUUCGUUGAAAUUGGCAUCCAAUCUGGCAAAUGUCGGUGACGCAAAAACACUUGUUAUCCACCCUGCUUCCACAACACAUCAACAAUUGAGUGAUGAAGAACAAUUGGCAAGCGGUGUCACCAAGGAUUUGAUCCGUUUGAGCGUGGGAAUUGAAUUUGUUGAUGAUAUCAUUGCAGACUUGGAACAAGCCUUCAAGGCAACCUCUGGUGUUUCUGGUCAGAUUCCUGGAGGAGAAAAGGGCCCUGCCGGUGCAGCAUCAUUGGCUGGUGCAGCAUAAAAAGGAUGUCAAUCCACAAUCUUAAUUUUAUGAUCCGUUCAACCUGGGUCAGACAUAUAUUUGCAAUAUGUACGUUCCGUGUUAUGCCUACAAUGAAAAUUUAUCAAAGAUAA